Molecule: messenger RNA, 1884 nt
Organism: Haliaeetus leucocephalus (bald eagle)
Lineage: Eukaryota; Metazoa; Chordata; Aves; Accipitriformes; Accipitridae
Gene: SCG3
Product: secretogranin III
Exons: 12
Coding region: 33-1442 (469 amino acids)
Biological process (GO): protein localization to secretory granule
Cellular component (GO): secretory granule membrane
Source: RefSeq, a predicted model, not a curated record
CUCGCCCUCCGAGGGCGCUGGGCAGCAGCAGGAUGUUUCUCAAGCUGGCGGUCGUGGUGCAGGUGCUGUCGCUGCUGGCAAGCCGGGCGCAGGGCUUCCCGAAACCCGGGGGCAAAGAUAAAGCUAUACACAACAGACAAUUAAGUGUAGAAAGACCUUUGGAGGAACAGAUUGCUGAAGCUGAGGCAGACAAUAGGAAAAUAGCUCCCACAGAAAAUAAGCCAGAGUUCAGGAAUUAUUCCUUUGUUGAUGACCUGAACCUGCUAAAAUCAGUAGCAGAAAGAGAGAGGAAUGAAAAGGAGAGGGAGUCAAUUAGAAGCUCUUUGUAUGAACAGCAACUGGCCAUUGAUGAUGCGGACUCCACCAAGAACCGCAGGCUUGUGGAUGACUAUGACUCCACUAAAAGUGGGCUGGAUUAUAAAUUCCAAGAUGAUCCAGAUGGCCUCCAUCAAUUAGAUGGCACUCCUUUGACUGCUGAAGACAUUGUUCAAAAAAUUGCUGCGAGAAUUUAUGAGGAAAAUGAUAGAGGAGUGUUUGACAAGAUCGUUUCAAAACUUCUAAAUCUGGGGCUAAUCACAGAGAGUCAGGCCUAUACCCUGGAAGAUGAAGUGGCAGAGGUUUUACAACAGCUAAUUGCAAAUGAAGCAAAGGAUCGUGAGAAGGAGUCUGAAGAUUUUUAUUACCCUCCAAGCAGAGCAGACAGUGACACAAAAGAAAAGCAACAGGAAAGAAUGACACCAAGCAAAGCUGAUCAGGAUAGUUUCAUUAAUGGAGAAAUUGAUGAUACACUGGAUAACACAUGGUCAUCAUCUAAUAUCUUGGAAAGAAGAAAUGAGCUGCCUUCUGAAGAUAAUUUUGAAGACCUCCAAUAUUUUCCAAACUUUUACGCGCUAUUAAAAAGUCUUAACUCAGAGACGGAGGCAAAAGAGAAAGAGACCUUAAUAACUAUCAUGAAAACCCUGAUUGAUUUUGUGAAGAUGAUGGUUAAAUAUGGAACAAUCACACCAGAAGAAGGAGUUUCCUAUCUGGAAAACUUAGAUACAAUGAUAGCUGAGCAGACAAAGAAGAAGCUUGAGAACCCUUCCACUAAAACCAGAACAAAGCUACCAGCAGACAAGAGUAGUGAAGAAGCAGACAGUACGAAGGAAGAAGCAGCUAAAAUGGAAAAGGAAUACGAAAUUUCAAAGGAUUCUACGAAAAAUGAAGAGCAAAAUGCAGCAGGAAACAGUGAAGAGCCCAGAGGGAAAGCUGAGGCAUAUUUGGAAGCCAUCAGGAAGAACAUAGAAUGGCUAAAAAAACACAACAAACAAGGUAACAAAGAAGACUAUGAUCUUUCAAAGCUGAGAGAUUUCAUUGAUCAGCAAGCUGAUGCUUAUGUGGACAAGGGCAUCCUGGACAAGGAAGAGGCUGACGUAAUUAAACGCAUAUAUGGCAGCCUGUAAAAAGCUAGUGGCUGCCAAAAAUGUAGAAAACUAGUAUAGCUUCCCCCACUCCCGGCUCAGUGACUUAUGAUCUGUUAAUUUGAGGAUAUCAUUAGAAAUGCUCUGUUUACAUUGUACUGACAACUUUCUAGACAGAAAUGAAGAGCUCUAGUGCUCCAUACACUGACUGCAUACUGUAUUUUCCUACACUCACAAAUCAAUCCUAAACGCCAAAUUCUGACACUGAAUUUGUAUUUGAUAAGAUAAAUAUUUAUGUAAUGUUCUCUUUGAUUUAUUAUUUGUGUUUGGUACUUUUGUAGAAAAACCAAUCAUUUCUGAUGGAAAGUUCUUUUAAUGCUACAUCUUUUUGCUCUCACUCCACUAGCUUUCUAUAGAUGCAACUAUGUAAAGGGCAUUAUUAGAAAAUAGUUCACAGUUCUCUAAAUAAAAUAUUUGAAAAUAA